CCGGCCCGGUAAGUUCCUUAACAGCUGAGCCUUUCGGUGACUAAUUCGGGUCGCAUUAAACCCCUUUCAUUUACCGAGAAAAAAAGCUAUUGGAGCUGCGAAAAAAGGUGAAAUGGAUCGACAGUUGCUGGAGAGAAGACCCUCAAUCUUCGUUGUUGGAUCGCCCAACGUUGGCAAACGAACCCUACUUUCACGUACUUACUCUCUCUCUCUCUCUCGCAUCUCGAUCAUUUAUUUAUGAAAUUUUAAUCGGCAUAUGCAUGUUGGAGCUAUCGCAAAUGAUGCUCCUAGACUAGAGAGGAAUUAGAAUUAUGCUGUACAGAUUUUCUGCAAUAUCUUUUGGAUACUCCCGGAGGUGAAUCAUGAUGGCAAAAUGUGUGGGCAAUCUGUUGAACUUUGACUUCAAUUUAGUUUUUACUAUGUAGAGCUCAUUGAUGUAGGAAAACUAGUGACCUUGGAGAUUUGAAAAUGACAGCAGUAUGAAUCUCGGAUUGAUGUGAAGCUGUGAAAGAGCAUUUUCAACGGAGUACUUGGCAACUAUAAAGUUUGAUUGUAGGUAUUUCUUCAUGAAAUUAUGUAGCCACCAGAGGUUUUAGUUUGGUGGAAUUUUGGUUCACUGAUUUGUCGGAGACUGGUCCAAUAGUUAGUUUCAUGUCUUAUCCGAUGAGUGUAUUGCUCCUUUGAGAAAUUGUUUGGUGAAGAAUACCCUUUCUUUAACAUAUAUAGUACCUGGCAUUCUUGCUGCUUCAGCUGCCCUCUCAUGUCCCUGGUUCAAUGGCCAAUGGGGGUGCCAAUUCUUAUGCACUUUUUUUUGGAAGUUUGAAUAUUAUUAUGGUAGUAUGAGUUACUUCCUUGGUUUGAACUGUAAUGGUCAACUGCCUUAUGCUUAUGUUGGGUGCAGGGUUACUUAGUAUAGAUUUUGAAGAUGGUCCCGAUCUGUCGCCUGAGUUAUCUCUCCAUGCAUGGACAAUCAACACCAAGUAUUAUUCAGCAGAUGUUUCGGUGUGGAUGGCUCAUCUUAGUGACACGUUAUCUGUUGCGAGCUCUCCAAUUGUCGAUCGAGCAGUUGCCUUGGUGAUGGUUUUUGACCUUACCGACCUCUCAUCUCUUGCUGCUCUUCAAGAGUGGGUGGCCCGCACGGACAUCCAGAGGUUUGAUAUACUGCUAUGCAUCGGUAACAAGGUGGAUCUUGUUCCCGAUCAUCCAGCUCAUAUGGAGUACAAGAGGCGCUUUAUGAGGCAAGAAGAAUCUCUUCUGGGGUUUACUGAGUAUGGGAUAUCCGAAACUGAAGGAAGUAGUCUGUUGCGAGAAGAAGAGACAAAUUCGGAACUUAAGAGGUCUUGCUUAGAAUGGUGUCUUGACCAUAAUAUCGAAUAUGUUGAGGCUUGUGCAUCCAAUGCUGAUUUUGACAAGUGCCUCUCUGUAGAAGGAGAUUCACAGGGUGUUGAGAGACUUUAUGGGGCGUUGUCUGCUCAUAUGUGGCCUGGAAUGUUGUUAAAAUCUGGUGAUAGAAUAAAUGAACCUUCACUACCCUACCAAGAAGCAGAUUUGUCAGAAGGAGAAUCUGAUGAUUAUGAACCUGAGUAUGAGAAAUUAUCCUCUGGUUCAGCAGAACCAUGGGACGAUGUGAGAUGGAUUUCUGCAGAUGGUUUUGAUUCCGCCUCAGGAACUAAUAUAAACUUAGAAAGAGAGAGUGAAGUUAAAUCAGUUGGAGAAGAAAACCACUCAACCACAUCCCAAUCCAAGCUGGCAGAAGAGAUUGACCAAGAAAAAGCAAGUCUGGUCCAGGAAGCUGAAAUAACGUCAGGGGUAGAUGAGGAUGAUAAAGCUUAUGAUUUUGAGGAUUUGGAGCAGCUGAUGGCUGAGAUUGGUAACAUGCGCAAUGGCCUGAGAUUGAUGCCCGAUUUCCAGAGGAGGGAGAUGGCUGCAAAGCUGGCAAUGAAGAUGGCUGCAAUGUUUGGGGAUAGCAGUGGAGGUGAAGAGGAGGAUUUCCUUGACGAGAGUGAGAAAGUAUAACACCGUCUUUGCAAUUAUUUAGUAACAGCAUUUAAGAACAGGAGUUGUUUUCUCCAAUGUUUGUAACGAUUUUAUGAAUAUCACGUAGUCGAGGGAUGAAUUUUGGAAGAAUGUAUGUGAGUGUGAUGAUGUAGUGUUGCGUAUUUCAAAGUGUUUGCUUGUUCGUAUCUUUUAGUUUUCAAAGCUAUUUUUUGUCUGGAACAACGCCAUUUUUGGUAAUGGAUGUUUCCAUUUCCUACUUUUCUUGGUUAUUAGUGAUAAGGUAGUAUGGGAAAAAAAAGAUUACGUAUUCCAUGGAUC
Messenger RNA from Striga asiatica, 2316 nucleotides. Lineage: Eukaryota; Viridiplantae; Streptophyta; Magnoliopsida; Lamiales; Orobanchaceae. The record is from the annotation of a GenBank genome assembly.